Messenger RNA from Quercus robur (English oak), 4288 nucleotides. Its product is annotated as disease resistance protein RUN1-like. NCBI's taxonomy places the organism in Eukaryota, Viridiplantae, Streptophyta, Magnoliopsida, Fagales, Fagaceae. The record is from RefSeq and is a predicted model, not a curated record. The coding region runs from base 132 to 2930 and encodes 932 amino acids. Gene Ontology annotation, biological process: defense response; signal transduction. The transcript has 7 exons. Gene Ontology annotation, molecular function: ADP binding; protein binding; ATP hydrolysis activity.
UGACAGAUGAUCUCACACUCAAGACUCCACUGCAUACCCAGCGUUAUUUCAAGAGGCUUUUUGAGCUUUUCUCAGUCACACCUCAAUUUCCUAAAUCACUCGCUCACGGUUCAAGCACAUCCAAUUCCUUCAUGGCUUUAAUUCCUUCUUCUUCUUCUACCCGUGAAUGGAAAUACGAUGUCUUCAUCAGUUUCAGAGGGAAGGACACCCGCACAACAUUUACAGACCAUCUAUAUGCUGGUUUGGAACAAAAAGGCAUAUCUACUUUUAGGGAUGAUGAACUCAAUCGGGGAAAACAUAUUCGUCCAGAGCUGCUCAAAGCAAUAGAAGAAUCGAGGAUUGCUGUUGUAAUUUUCUCAAGAGACUAUGCUUCUUCAAGUUGGUGCUUGACUGAACUAGCAGAGAUUGUUGCUUGCAUGAAAAGGACGGGGUUAGUAGUCCUGCCAGUUUUCCACUAUGUGGAUCCAAGUGAUGUGCGGCAUCAGAAGGGGAUUUAUGCGGAAGCCUUGAAGAAACAUGAAGAGCCUUUCAAAGAUAUUAAAAAAGAAGAUGUAAACAUGUGGAAAGCUGCUUUGACAGAAGUUGGUGGUAUUUCUGGAUGGGAUUUACAGAAUAGGCCUGAAACAAAAGUUAUCCGAGAAAUCGUUGGAAUGAUAUCUGGUGAAUUGAAUGGUGAAUUGAAUGGUAAAUUGAAUGGUAAAUUGAAUCGUAGAUUCUCAGAGAAUAUUUUUGAACACUUUGUUGGAAUAGACUCCCGUGUGGAGGAAAUGUUAGAUUCAUAUUUGUGUGAAGGGUUGGGUGGUGUUCACUUUGUUGGGAUUUGUGGGAUGGCUGGAAUAGGUAAAACAACUCUUGCACGAGCAAUUUAUAGUAGAAUUUAUGGUGACUUUGAAGCUAGCAGCUUCAUUGCUUAUGUUAGUGAAAGAACUAAAAGGAAUGGUUUAGUUGAGUUACAGGUACAACUUCUUUUACAGAUCCUCAUGGAAAGAGGAAUAAGGAUAUCAAACGUUUGUGAGGGAAUCGAUGUUAUAAGGAAUAGACUACGUGAUAAAAGGGUUCUUAUUGUUCUUGAUGAUGUGGAUGAAGACGAACAACUAGAAGCACUAGUAGGGAAACAUGAUUGGUUUGGUCUUGGAAGUAGAAUUAUUUUAACAAGUAGUGAUAGGAAUUUGUUGGAAAGAUGUGGAGUGAAUGAUAUAUAUACAAGUAAGGAGUUGAAUGAUGAUGAAGCUUUGGAGCUUUUUAGUUGGAAAGUUUUCAAGAAACCCUAUCCUAUAGAAGAUUAUGUGGAGUUGUCUAAGGCUUUUGUGAAUUAUGCUAAAGGCAUUCCUGUAGCUAUUACAGUUUUAGCCUCUUUCUUGAUUUCUAGAAGCAUACAUGAAUGGAAAAGUGCUCUAGAUAGACCAGAAGAAUUACAUGUUUUAGGCAUUUUAGAUAUACUUCAAAAGAGUUUUGAUGGGUUGAUGAAUGCACAAAAAGAAUUGUUUUUGGAUAUUGCGUGUUUCUUCGAAGGAGAGAACAUCAAUUGCAUAAGAGAUAUACUAGAAAGUUUUGGUUACUAUCCAGACUAUAAUAUUGAUGUUCUUAUGGACAAACGUCUCAUAACCAUUGAUGCAUGGGGUACUAUUACGAUGCAUGAUUUGCUAAAAUUUAUGGGUCAAGAAAUUGUUCGUCGUGAAUCCCCUAAUGAGCCCAGUAAACGUAGUAGGUUGUGGCGUUAUGAGGAUGUCUUCCAUGUAUUGGAGAGUGAUACUGGAACAGAGUCAAUUGAAGGCAUAAUUCUAAAAGCAAAUGUUCAUAAAAAGGAACAAUUGAAUGUUGAAUCCUUAUCAAAGAUGAAAAAAUUGAGAUUGCUUAAGAUUCAAGAUGUGCUCCUCCCAAACCACCUAAAUUAUCUGUCAAAUGAGUUACGCAUUAUAGAAUGGCAUGGAUGUCCUUUAAAUUCUAUGCCAGCCAAUUUCCAACCAAAUAAGCUUGUUGAAUUGAAAAUGCAUCGCAGCGCCAUCAUUCAACUAUGGAAAGGAAUUGUGAGUUAUGAGUUAAAGCUCAUUGAUCUAAGUGAUUCUCAAAAGUUGAUCAAGACCCCGGAUUUCAGUGGAGCCCCAAAUCUUAAGCAUUUGAUUCUUCGACGCUGUACAAAAUUGUAUAAAAUUCAUGCAUCUCUCGGAAAUCUCAAAUGGCUUAUUCAAUUGGAUUUAAAUGGUUGCAAAUGUCUUGAAAUCCUUCCACCCAAGAUCAGCUUGGAAUCUCUUGAAGUUUUUGAUCUUUCUGGUUGUUCAAGACUGAAGAAGUUUCCAGAGAUUGUAGGAAAUAUGUCAUGUUUAUCAAAACUUGAUUUGGACAAAACUGCUAUAAAAGAAUUACCAGCAUCAGUGCAGAAUUUAACCAACCUCACUUUUUUGAGUCUAAAAGACUGCAAGAAUCUUUCAAGUCUUGGUGUUUGUUGCAAUUGGAUUUUUUUAAAAACUCUCACUCUAUCCGGUUGUUCAAAAUUGAAGAAGUUUCCAGAAAUUGUGGGAAAUAUGUCACGUUUGACAGAAUUAUAUUUGAACAAGACUGCUAUAGAAGAGUUGCCAUCAUCGGUGGAUCAUUUUAUUGGCCUUACUUUUUUGAGUCUAAGAAAUUGCAAGAAUCUUUCAAGUCUUACAGAUGCUACCUGUACAAUGACAUCUCUAAAAACUCUCAUCUUAUCCGGUUGCUCAAAACUUGAUGAACUACCUGAGAACUUGGGGAAUCUUAAAGAUCUGGAAGUGAUAGAUGUGAGUGGAACAGCUAUAAAAGCGCUACCUUCCUCCGUUGUUCUCUUAAAAAAUCUCAGAGUAAUAUCUCUCUGUAGAUGUGAAGGGCGAUCAUCUAAAUCUUUGAAAAAGCUCCUUGGUUUUCUUAUAUUGCUUGUUGUCUUUAAUGUACUUAUAUCUGGAAGGAAAUAAUUUUGUUUACCUCCCGAAAAGUAUUAUUCAGCUAUCUAAUCCAUGAGAACCUUUUUUGAAAUAUUGCACAAGUCUUCGAUCAUUGCAAGAGCUUCCAUUAAAUAUACAGUGUAUUGAUGCAACAGACUGUACUUCACACUGGAAACUUUAUCAGUGAGACCUGAAGAUAAUUUUCAGCUGACUCCUUGUCUUUUCAAUUGCGUAAUUGAGAAUCAAGGCUACGAUAGCAUGUUAACAACUAAACAUUGCUAAGACAUUAUGUUAUUAAUGACCAGAGACUCUGUGAACCAUGCUAGGUAUAUGGUGUCGACAUUCCUGGAAGUGAAAUUCCGAAAUGGUUUAAAUACCCAAAUGUGUUGACAUACCACACCAAAAAGGAUUCAACUACCCUAAUCUAAUUGAUAGACUCAUUCCAUGUUUCGGAAUUUGGAUUGAGAAUUCAAGCACACAAGACAAGGAAUGGAGCUUACCCCAAGGCUGUAGGACUUGCAAAAGGAUUUUGCUCUCGGGUAUGUGAGUGGGAUGUUAAGCCUCUAUAUAUUUGGUGUGGUAGUAUUCUUCAUUCAAAGUUGCUCAGGGCCCAAAUUUAUUUGGGCAUUUUUAACAGGCAUUGAGAAUCAGUAAAUAAGAUGAUGACCCAAUCAGUGAUGAAUAUAGCCGGGCUGAACGGCAUGGGUUACCAGCCCUAAGGGUAAUACCUUUUUGUUUUGCCAUGGACGUGGCCUUCUCCUUCAUUUAUUUCUGAGACAAGCUGCUAUAGCAAGUGAAGGGAAAAUAUUGGUAGUAUUUGUAUCCUCCAACUGUAGGACAAGCUCCUCUUGUUCUCUGCUUAAAUAGUUAAGAAAUGGUGGGUGCUCAUGCAAUUGCAUGCUAACUAUUUCAAGCUAUCUGGUACCUCCAAUAGCCUUUAUUGAGUUAUAGACUUACAGCUACCAUUGCCAUGACAAGCACCAGCAAUGUAGUGCGUUUGGAAUCCUCUUAGAAUCACCUGCAAUGAGUUGUAUUGACCUUGCAUAUUGAAGAUAAUUACAAAACAACUUCUUCUCGUUUAUUUGUUGGUGCACUAGUAAUCUUGAAUUCCAUUUCUUGCCGAUUGCAUUAGAGCAUGCUGCUCCAAUUGCAAAUGAUAUUGUGGCUGCAGAUCCCUCUUCUACAGUGGUGCAUUCUUUGAGAAGGAAUCAAGAGUUGAAAUCCUUAAUAUUCAUGCUGCUGGCCAAACACGGUGAAAUUGACUAUGAAGCUGUUAUAAAGCUUGCAGAGGGCUUUAAUGGGGCUGAUCUUCGAAAUGUUCGCACAGAAGCUGGCAUGUCAGCAAUAUGUGCAGAACGGGAUUGUGUCAUGCAUGAAGAUUUCAUGAA